Messenger RNA from Schistocerca serialis cubense, 3260 nucleotides. Its product is annotated as tetraspanin-33-like. Bases 169 to 1002 code for a protein of 277 amino acids. Gene Ontology annotation, biological process: protein maturation; protein localization to plasma membrane. The transcript has 7 exons. The record is from RefSeq and is a predicted model, not a curated record. Lineage: Eukaryota; Metazoa; Arthropoda; Insecta; Orthoptera; Acrididae. Gene Ontology annotation, cellular component: membrane.
AGUAUCGCUGGUUUUGUUAUGUGUCAUCGGAACAGUGGGAGGCAACAUCCUGUCAAGUUAGAAGAGUCUGUCUUGAUUUGUUUGUUCUCGUUAAAUGCUGGGAAAUUGUUUGACUCACUCAUUAUGUGUCAUUCCUAAACGCAAGUAGGUUUCAUCUAAUCUAACAAAAUGCACAGACGCAGGACGAGAAACAACUUCACUUACGUUAGUUCGUGCGUGAAGUACAUGAUAUUCUUACUGAAUUUCGUUUUUUGGCUUUUUGGAGGUCUUUUGAUUGGAGUUGGUCUGUACGCCUUUGUUGAUAAAUGGCAAGCAACAGGUCUUAUUAAAGUUGAAACAAUAUACGAUGUUGUUUUAAAUAUAUCUCUUGUUAUGGUCAUCGCUGGCGGAGUCAUUUUCAUAGUGAGCUUUGCUGGGUGUGUUGGAGCUCUACGGGAGAACACUUGCCUUUUAAAAUUCUACUCCCUGUGUCUACUCGUCUUUUUCCUUCUAGAAAUGGCGAUUGCUAUCAUGGGUUUUGUGUUCCCUCACACCAUGCAGUCUGUUUUGGAAGAAUCUUUUACAGAUAAAAUAAUUCACACCUACAGGGAGGAUGCAGAUCUACAGAAUUUAAUUGACUUUGCACAACAGGAGUUUAAAUGUUGUGGUCUCAGCUCAGAAGGCUACAUGGAUUGGUCAAAAAAUGAAUAUUUUAACUGUUCCUCGCCCAGUGUUGAACGCUGUGGUGUGCCAUUCUCCUGCUGCAUGAAUGCUACAGAUAUCAGUAGUGGGCUUAUUAACAUAAUGUGUGGCUAUGGCGUCCAAGAACUCUCGGUUGCAGAAGCUAGUAAGAAAGUGUGGACAAGUGGCUGCAUAGAAAUUGUGCGUUCCUGGGCAGAAAGAAAUUUAUACACCAUCGCAGGCAUUGCUUUGGGCAUAGCUUUAUCCCAGCUGUUUGUUAUAUACCUGGCAAAAACAUUGGAAGGACAAAUAGAAAUGCAGAAAUCUCAGUGGAAUACAUGAAAUAUUGCCUACCGCCUCGGAUGAAAUAUUCGGUAGGUAUAUCUCUGUUAUAAAAAACCAAAAAUCUAUUUACAAGGACCAUUUAUGCCGGCCAUAAAACUUUGCCUGUGUAACUGUGUGGACAAUACUGGAAGAAGUUAAUUACCGUAGCGUCUGCUGUGUGCUUCUUCUGAAAAGUGAAAAAUAAUAGUAAGCUUGUAAAUAUGAUGAUCCGUUUUGUGUAUAGACUAAACUGUUUCAAGCUUGUAAAAUUUAAAGUAUUAUGUUUGCAUUGAAAAGCAUUGUAUUAUUAAUAAGCACAUAGACCCAUGGAAGAAUCCUUGUUAACAAAGUUUGAAACAGUGACUUGACUGAAUCCAGUCUAGCAAAACUUGAGAUUUGCAUGACUAAGAUUAGUUGUUUACAAGAUAGUGCACACAAAGAAAGGAAAGAAGAAUGAAACGAGAGGAUCACAAGAAAUUUCCAAUAUUGAAUUUUUUUAAGAGAAAGGGUGUGUGUUUGCUUGUGUUUAUGGGACGGAAAGUCUUGUUAUUUUACUAUUAGAAAUGCACAGAAGAUAAAACGUCCUUGUGAUUGACCCGUAGGGGAAAAGUAUGAAAUGGUGGAACUUCUUGAUAUCUCCUAUAGCAAGACAUACUGCCCUGUUAAACUCGUUAACUACAUAAUGUGCCUCUAACCCAGAUUCUUUAGCAUUUCAGAAAUAGCCACCUAAUGUUUCUGACAGCUGGGUAAUUAUUCAAUAUUUCAUUGAGACUCAGACAGUUACUGUCUUAUUGACUGAACAUUUUUUUAAACUCUGUCUAUACCAUUUUGUUGAAUGGCUUCACAAAUGUAAGAACUUAAGUAUACCAUGAAAUGUAUUAUAUUUGCACAUUUUGUAUGUCAAGAAACUAUCAGUCUUCCUGAAAAAUGUUGUAUCCUUGCAAAUGGAAGACAAGAUAGUCAGUAUGAAAGUGAGGAAGUCAGUUUAAAUUGUGUAAUUUCGAAAUUUUUUGCUUUAAGUGACAGUUGUUGUUUAGAAUCUCAGUACAUUUUACUUGUUUUAUUCAUGUGUGAAGAAAGAAUCUGUAUCCUGAUAAUGUUGAAGUUGCUGAUUGUGAAGAACUGUUUUCGAGAACUAUGCUCUUAAACAGUUACAUAGUUUUUAGUCACUGACUUUAAGAAUCAUGUUCUGUAGAAUCUCAACUAUGUUGCAAUUAAUUUUUAAAAUUAAAUAGAUCUAUUUUUGAAAACUUGUAUCUGCUGUGGAUAAAAUUUCAUGUGUUUUGAAGCAUUCCAGUAUGUUUUUGCUUUACCACAUAUAAAAGAAUACAAAAAUUAAAAAUACAAACUCUGAGCUCUGCAGCCACCUUUUGUAAUAUAUUUUUAAACUUUUAUCCAAAACAUUCCUAUUUAUUGAAUAUUAUAGAGUGUUAGUUAUUGCAAGUCUUGAAUUUUCUGUUGGAGACUUCAAUUUAAAUUAUUACUAAAAUGGUUUGUUUUGAUAAGAACAACCAGCUUUACUAAAGGGUAAUAUUGUUUUCCUAUUGCUGUUUAAUUGUGGUAAUGUACAAAUAUUGCUUGACUUGUUUUCAUAAUAGAUGACUUUUUUCCCCUCAGUAGUUCAUUUCAAAAGUUAUCUGGCUGAAUGACUCACUUUUAGUAUCAGCAUUCUCAUCAAAAACCCUGAAAAAUUUAAUGUUUGUUUCAAAUAAAUUAGAAAAAAGUGAUAGUUCCUUAAGUCCCCACAUUGCAGAAAUAUUAAUAAUAGUACAGUAUUACACUAAAUGAAGUAUCUACUUGUACUUUCUAUUUGUCUGAAAGCAAAUAUCUUCUCCCUACCUGUCUUUCUCUGGUUUCUACUGUGAAUUAUUUCCAAAUUUUUUUUAAAAAAUUGAAAUAUUGUCCUUUUUUUGUUCUUCAUUAUAGGCUACCAUGUCAUCAAUAAAACAUUGUUAAUUUCUUAAUUUGAAUAUCGUCAAAUAGUUUACUGCGGUGAAAUGUGUAAUACUUUGCCAUUCUGAUAAAGGCAUGUGCAUUUUCAAGUUGUCAAGGAACCAGCAAUCUGGCUGGAGGCUUUUCACUGCAAAUUUUCAAAAGCUUUUAAGAUCCUUGGGAAAUCACUGACUGUUGGCUUGUUACUAUAAAGAUGAUACAUAUCACAUGGUAAAAGCAUUUGAAGUCAAAAUUAACUGUCCCCGUUAAAUGUUGUGUGUCAUUUUUGUACAUGACUGCAACAAUAUGUGUUAGUAAAUAAAUUCUGAUUAAUUUACAGAAUA